Messenger RNA from Triticum dicoccoides, 890 nucleotides. RefSeq lists its product as uncharacterized. The record is from RefSeq and is a predicted model, not a curated record. NCBI's taxonomy places the organism in Eukaryota, Viridiplantae, Streptophyta, Magnoliopsida, Poales, Poaceae. The coding region runs from base 73 to 471 and encodes 132 amino acids. The transcript has 4 exons.
CAGUUCUUCCAUAUAGCUACAUCAGUGUCUCCAAAACUCUCCGUGGUUAGGGAGAAGAGCGGUGCUAGCGCGAUGCCUGGCCGCGGUCUGCUGAGUGCCGGAGGAGCUGCAGGAGCGAGGAAGAACAAGAUGGUCAAGAUCGCUGUGACCGCGCUGGCCGUGGUGCUGCUGCUCACGGCGGCGGCUGUCUCCACGGCGACCGACGGCCGUGCUCGGCUCCGCGCCUUCCUCAUGAUGGUCUGCGUGGUCUCCCAGAUCAACCUGGGCCGUCUUCUGGCGAGGGAGGCCGCUCUGGCGCGGACGCCGGCGGCCCGGCGGUGCUACGCGGUGAGCGCCGUGGCGUGCUUCGUGGAGCUCGCGCUCAAGCUGUACAUGAUCCUGGUGCUGUGCCCGGCGGGGGGGGAGGAUGGUAUUCACUGUUUAGGUACGCCGCGCGCUGGUGGAUGUGGCUGCCGAAGGGUCGAAGGUUGAUCAUUUUGAAGUCUGGAGAUGCGCCGUUCUGUUUAGUUCCUCUUCUGCUAAGUUAGAAGUUUGGAAGGGCCUGUGAUGUGGUGUCUAGUCUCGUCUUACCAUUAUUCUGUUGUUGUCUUGUUGCAUUGGGAUGCAGUAUGAAGUUAGAAGGGAUUUGAACUUGUUUAGCUGAAGCCUUCAAGGUUGGAAACUUGGAAUGUAGUACUAUGCAGUAAUUUGCAACCAAAAUUUCAUGGUUAACUGCUCUCUGCGCGUAGGUCGUUUUCGUUGUGCAAUCACCUCUGUCUAUGCGCAAUCGUAACAGCACAACCCCUAGCCGCAGUCGCGCAGCUGCAGGUGAUCUUUUCUUUAACCACAUCAUAUCAGUUCCGUUGGACUGUAGCCUGUACUCUCUGGUUCUAUCGUUAAAGUGAAUCUUC